AUGUGUCGUAUAGCUAUAGUGUUUGUCCUUAUUGGGCUUGCAGUUACUGUCUAUAGUAAUGCUCAGUCAUAUAAGUCUAUAGAACGAAUUGAUUGUUAUCCGGAACGUGAAUCUCCAUUUUCAAACUUUUCAAAAGAAGCAUGCCUAACACGUAAUUGCUUAUUCGACGAGGAUGCACUUCAAAAUGAAAUUCAAUGUUAUUUACGAUCGAACUACGGAUACAUCUUAGAAUCGGAUAUGCACCAAACAGAUAAUGGUAUUCGUCUACGAUUACAACGAAAUCAAGCCGUUGCCAGUAUGUUUCCUGCUCCAAUCGAUAAUGUCAUACUUGACGUACAAUAUUACACUGAUGAUAUACUCAGAUUUAAAUUGUACGAUGCGGAUAAUCAACGAUAUGAGGUGCCUAUUCCAUUAACUCCUUCACCUGGUCGAAUAUCAUCGCCUCAAUAUGAAUUUACUUAUUCAUCGAAUUUUUCACGUGAUAAUAUUUUUUCAUUUCGAAUUCAGCGUCGAAUCAUUGGUGCGACAUUAUUCGAUACAUCUCCUGGCGGUCUUAUACUGAAUAAUCAAUUUCUUCAAAUAGUCACACGAUUACAAUCACCACAUGUCUACGGAUUCGGCGAGAAUAAUCAUGAUACAUUGAAACAUAAUGUUGACGAACAUAAAACAUGGGGUAUUUUUGCUCGUGAUCAAGGUACCAAUUGGGAUACCAAUGCUAAUCAUUAUGGUUCGCAUCCAUUUUAUCUUGUUAUGGAACAAAUACCAAAUUCAGCACAAGCUCCAUCGGGUAACAUGCAUGGUGUUCUCUUGCUCAAUUCAAAUGCAAUGGAUUAUUCAUUUUCAUCAAUGCCAUCAUUAACAAUGCGUACCAUAGGUGGUAUUCUUGAUUUUUUUGUAUUUCUCGGUCCGAAACCAGAACAAGUCAUUCAGCAAUACACAUGGCUUGUUGGUCGAUCAAUUCUUCCGCCGUAUUGGUCACUCGGUUUUCAACUUGCACGUUGGGACUAUUCGAAUUUGACACAUAUGCAAAAUGUUGUCAAACGAAACCGUGAUGCUGGAAUUCCACUAGAUGUUCAAUAUGCUGAUAUUGAUUAUAUGGAUGCAAAAAAACUUUUCACUAUUGACCCAAUCAAUUAUCGUGGAUUAAAAGAGUAUUUUGCUCAAUUGAAUGCUGAAGGAAUUAGAACUAUUAUUAUACUUGAUCCUGGUCCAAUUGAUGAUCAAGUUUAUUAUGCACCAACAAUUGAAGGUAUUCAAGAAGAUGUUUUCAUCAAAUGGGACGAUGGACAAACACCUGUGAAAGGUACUUGUUGGCCAGGUGAUAUUUUCUUUCCAGGUAAAACAGUAUUUCCCGAUUUCUUGUAUCCACCAGCACACGAAUGGUGGAAGUCACAAAUUGUUGAUUAUCAUACUAAACUCAAAUUUGACGGUCUCUGGAUUGAUAUGAACGAACCAGCUAAUUUCGAUACAAAUAAAGAGAAACCAUGGAAUUGGAAUCGACCGGAACCGUGGAAUCUCCAUUGUCCUGUUGAUAGUGAAUCUUUAGAUAAGCCACCGUACAAGACAGCAAUUUGUGGCGAUUAUUUAUCGGACAAAACAUUGUGUAUGAUUGGUGAACAGGCAGAUGGACAAGGCAAAAUUUAUCAUCAUUAUGAUGUCCACAGUCUAUAUGGAUGGUCAGAAACAAUAGCCACAUUGCCGGCUGCACGUGCCACUGAAAAUAAACGAUCGAUUAUAAUAAGUCGAUCAACAUUUCCGACUUCAGGCUCAUUCAGUGGUCACUGGCUAGGGGAUAAUACAGCCGAUUGGUCACAUCUUAAACAUAAUAUCAUUGGAAUGCUAGAGUUUAAUUUAUUUGGUAUCCCUUAUAUAGGUGCCGAUAUUUGUGGCUACUUUCGAGAUACAACAGAGCAACUAUGUCAACGAUGGAUGCAACUAGGUGCUUUCAAUCCGUUCUUUCGAAAUCACAAUGGUUUUAAUUAUAUCGAUCAAGAUCCUGGAAUAUUUUCGACAGAAGUUGUUACAUCAAAUCGUCAUGCUGUUGAAUUACGUUACAGUCUCAAUCCAUAUUUGUACACACUAUUCCAUCGAGUUCAUAUUUCAGGUGGUACUGUUGUUCGUUCUAUGGCUCAUGAAUUCCCUUCCAUCCCUGAAUGUUGGUCACUUGAUGAACAAUUUUUAUGGGGUCCAUCAUUACUCAUUGCUCCAGUUAUCUAUGAAAAUCAUGUCAAUAAGUCGAUUUAUUUACCUACAACUGAGCGAUGGUUUGAUUAUUAUACUGGUCAAGAACAGACAAUACUUGCACAAAUUACAGUAUCAGCACCAUACAACUUUAUUCCAUUAUUCUUACGUGGUGGUGCUAUCAUACCACAUCAGCAGUCGGCUAUGAAUACUGUGCUAUCACGUAAGAAACCCAUGUAUCUUAUUAUUGCACUCAAUACAGAGCAACGUGCUAGUGGAGAUCUAUUCUGGGAUGAUGGUGAAUCGAUUGAUACUUAUGAAAACUUGCUUUAUAAUUAUUUUAUUUUUAAUUUCAAUUCACAACGUUUAACACUUGAACCUUGGACAUAUAAUUAUCCACAAAUGGGCAAUGAUGUCAAAUUGAAUGAAAUAAAAGUAUUUGGCAUGAAUAAACGACCGACAACAGUUAUAUGGAAUGGACAAAAUUUAAUAGCAAGUAAAUGGACAUUCGAUACGACGAAGAAUGUCUUGCAUAUGCAAAUGCUCGCUUUGAAUAUGGCUAAAAUACAGAAAUUUGUUUUUAUUUGA
Molecule: messenger RNA, 2769 nt
Organism: Rotaria sp. Silwood2
Lineage: Eukaryota; Metazoa; Rotifera; Eurotatoria; Philodinida; Philodinidae
Source: the annotation of a GenBank genome assembly